Messenger RNA from Paraphaeosphaeria sporulosa, 2739 nucleotides. RefSeq lists its product as uncharacterized. The record is from RefSeq and is a predicted model, not a curated record. The transcript has a single exon. Lineage: Eukaryota; Fungi; Ascomycota; Dothideomycetes; Pleosporales; Didymosphaeriaceae. The coding region runs from base 187 to 2526 and encodes 779 amino acids.
GCUAUUUUCGAUUGAACCUCCGCCCGCACAAGACAGGUUCGCCGUCUUGUUCCGGGAUCUUCAACGCGACCACAUUCACACUUGCCGCCUGUGGUUUCCUUAUUGAUAUCCAAUCUCCCCGCGACUCAGCCGCCAAGAGCACUGGUGCCCGCCGAUCCCGUUUGAAAAGCGCCGCAGCUGCACAUCAUGGCACAAAAUAAGCUCGGCAGCCACAGCGCACAGCUGAAUCUCGCAAACUUCAACACCCCGACAAACGCCGCGCCCUCCAUGUCCUCCGAAGACGACAUGUUGGCCGACGUAGAUGAACCUCCCGACUUACAGCGCACUCCUCGACCAUCGGCCCUCAAAUUGCACGACUCAUUCAAAGGCGCCUUCGAAAAACACGCCCCACGUUACCAGCGCCAAACGUCACUGCUGUCGACUGCCCUUCACUCCAACGAGACGUCACCUAUCGAGGAGCAUGACGACGUCCCCCGCGGCAUGUCAUGUACUUCCACCUGGAGUAACAACAGCAUCUCCACUGCCGAAUUGACAAGCGACGGCGGCAUCACAAGCCCUGGUACGCGUACAAGCACGCCGAGCCCACCACUGCCUCCCGUCUCGUCCCACAAUAUGCUCCCGAUCUCCACUAAACCGCUGGAACGCGAAGUGACUAUCGUGCGAUAUGAUGGAGAGCACGUCGUCCCUGUGCUGAAAGAUCCUCCCGUUCCCGUCGUUUCGGAGAACAAGGUAGAGGCUGGCCUGGGCCGGAAGCGGUGUAUCACUUUCGCUUGUGGCGGAAAGAAAGAGGCGAAACCAGAGCCCCAAGCUGCGAAGACCGUGCCCGAGCCGCAGCAGAGUGAAGAGCCACCCAAGCGACCUUGCACCAUCAAGUUCGCAUGCCCCACCAAGAUUUCGACAGAUGCACCGGCUAAGACGCGUGUCGCCCGCGCUGCUAGCCCGGCACCUCCACCACGGGUGCGCAACAGCUCCAAAGCGUCACUCAAAGCGCAUCGUGGGUCUGAUUCGACGAUCCGUAAUCCUUCGCCUGUCUCUGUUCGAAGACCUCGCAUGUCUGAUCGCUCUCGCCGCCUCAGCAGCAACUCCGACCUGGCACGGACCGAAGCAUUCCGUUUCCAUGAGUUUGCCAGCUCAGAGGAAGAGGUGGAGGAGUGGACACAGGAGUCCACCUGCCAUCGACGACCUCUCACGAUCAAGGAUACCCUCAUCAUCGAGAACAAUCUUCGUCAACUCGGCGAAGAAGCUGAAGAGGAAGCGUUGGAGGAUGAUGAAGAAGAAGAUGACGUUCUUGAGGACGAUGAUGAACUGGACGAAGAUGACGAGGACGCUGAGGACGAUGAUGCAGAAGAAGAGGAAGAGGCAGAGGACAGCGAUGCAGCCGAUGCGUCGUCUGACGAGGGCUUCCAAACUGACAACGAGGAAGGCUUUGCUGUGUCAGACGACGACAGCGAUGCCGGUUCUGAUUACAAUUGGUGGACCCCCGGACGUUCGACAGCAGCAACCUCGAUUGAGCAUCUAGAUCUCAUCCGCCCUUCCUCUGGCCGUCGCAGCAUUUCUGAAUCAUCCGUUGGAUCCGUGGAGAGCUCACAUCGUUUCGUACCAGAGGUUAAGAUCAAACGACGAAAGUCUAGGCCAGUCAACAUUCGUGUUCCCAGCCCAGAGCUCCCGGACAGCACAGACUUCGUAUGCGGAACACUCGACGAGGACCGCCCUCUGGAGCAGGCCUACUUGUCGGCACUGGAGCGUAGGCGUCAAGCGCGACACAAGAAGACCCCGCAAGAUGUGGAUCCUACCUUCCCGACCUCGGAUCCAGAGCUGGACGAGGAGGACGAAGACUCUGAGCCCGAUCAUCUGGCAUCUGAGAGCGACCACUUCAUGCUUCACGGCCAGAUGGAUGCGUUGAAUGGUGACCUCCGCGGCCGCCGUAAGUCCGUUCCAGCGAGACGUUCACCAGCUCAGUCGCCUAAACGUCUGCGAUCACCUGCACCCAUCAAACGUGCGGUUCAUCGAUCUCCACCUCCCCGCAAACUGUUCGGUCAGUCUCCUAAGCGGAUGCGCUCGCCUGCCCCGGCCCGUUUGAAGUCGCCACCUCCCACUCGUAGAGGGUCAUCAUUCCUCGUUGAGCCUGCCAAGCGCACGACUAUGUCGAUCCAAUUUGCAGGGUUGGCCGAGCGUCCGGUCCCAACCAUGACAUCCUCCUUGCCCCGAACUCCGGUUACACAGAACCCACCAGAGAUCGACUACGAUGACGAGGAUACCCCCAACGAGUUCCCCGUCCGUCGCGCCAUCGACAUCAAAGUCGGCUUAGAGAGGAAGCGUCAGCGACGCAGAGAACAACUUUACAAAAAGAUGCAGAAGCAAAAGUGCCACAAAGACAAGCGUCCCGCCCCCGGAAAGGGUGCCGAACGGAUGCGUGAAGUCGGCCUAGGUUUGGCAGCCCACAAGGGCAAGGUUGCAGCUGCAGGCUUCGCCUUCAAUGUGCCACACACACCCGACCAGAAGGAUAUGCAUGUCUUGUCCGUCUAGGAGACGACCAACAGACAGAUGCCAUGAGGAGCAGCGCCGCUGACCACGGUCGGCACCUUCACAAGUCAUUUCUCCGCAUGUGGGGAGAGACUUGUUGGUCGCUGCUCUCAAUGUCCAAGCGGGGUCGCAUAGCGUUGGACCCACGCUUUUCACUUCACUUCACUUUGAGACUGGGUCAAGCCUUGGACCCUGGCUAUUUCACUUGGUUUUUUU